This is a messenger RNA of Helianthus annuus (common sunflower), 3302 nucleotides long. RefSeq names its product putative leucine-rich repeat-containing protein DDB_G0290503. The transcript is spliced from 2 exons. The coding region runs from base 162 to 3095 and encodes 977 amino acids. Lineage: Eukaryota; Viridiplantae; Streptophyta; Magnoliopsida; Asterales; Asteraceae. The record is from RefSeq and is a predicted model, not a curated record.
AUUCAUUCAUAGCGUCUUCCAAAAUCAGAUAUCAGGGUUUUCAUAGUAUCAAAUUGCACCAAAAUGAGUGUAAAAGGUGACUAAAUAACUGAUCGCCGGCCGGAAUCUGCAUCUCCGACGGCGGAGGAGUUCGUUUUGCAGCUCCGAUCAUCCUUUUUCCGAUGGAGUUUCAGUACGUUGCAGAAACGUUAAAGGAACGUGAAGAACGGUUAAAAGAGAUGAAUGUUGAGUUGAAAAUGAAGGCGGAAGAGGAGAAACGUGUACUGGUGAUGGAGAAUGUGAAGUUAAAGGAUGAGAUUGAUGCGAUUAAGAAGUUGAAUGGUGAGUGUAAGGGGAAGCUUAGGGUUUUAAAGUGGAACUUGAAGAAGAAAGAGGAUGACAUUGAUGCAGUGAGGAAAGUGAAUGGUGAGUAUGAGGUGAAAAUUAGGGUUUUAGAUGAUGAGCUGGAGAAGAAACAGAGUGAGAUUGAUGUGAUGAGGAAGGUGAAUGGUGAGUAUGAGGUGAAAUUUAGGGUUUUAGAUGAUGAGUUGAAGAAGAUGCAAGAUGAGAUUGAUGCAAUGAGGAAGGUGAAUGGUGAGUGUGAGGUGAAAUUUAGGGUUUUAGAUGAUGAGUUGAAGAAGAAGCAAGAUGAGAUUGAAGCAAUGAGGAAGGUGAAUGGUGAGUAUGAGAUAUUAUUCAGGGGUUUAAAUGAUGAGUUGAAAAAGCAACUAAACGAGACUAAUGCAGUGAUGAAGACGAAUAAUGAGUAUGAGAUGAAAUUAAGGGUUUUAAAUGAUGAAUUGAAGAAGCAACAAGAUGAGAGUGAUAAGGUGAGGAAGGUGAAUGAUGGGUAUGAGAGAAAAUUUAGGGGUUUAAGUUGUGAUUUGAAGAAGAAAGAGAACGAGAUUGAUGCGAUGAAAAAGGCGAAUGGUGAGUAUGAGGUGAAAGUUAGGAGUUUAAAUGAUAAGUUGAAGAUGAAACAGAACGAAAAUGAUGCGAUGAGAAAGUUGAAUGGUGAGUAUGAGAAGAAACAAGCGGAGAUUGAAGCAAUGAGAAAGGUGAAUGGUGAGUAUGAAAGAAAGUUUAGGGUUUUAGAUGACGAGUUGAAGAAGCAACAAGAUGAGAGUGAUGCGUUGAGGAAGGUGAAUGAUGGGUAUGAGAGAAAGUUUAGGGUAUUAAAUAAUGAGUUGAAGAAGCAACGAAGUGAAAUUGAUGAAACGAAGAAGGUGAAUACUGAGUAUGAGGGAAAAUUUAGUGGUUUAAGUGAUGAGUUGGAGAAGAAACACGAGGAGAUUGAAGCAAUGAGGAAGGUGAAUGGUGAGUAUGAGAUAUUAUUUCGGGGUUUAAAUGAUGAGUUGAAAAAGCAAUUAAAUGAGACUGAUGCAGUGAUGAAGGUGAAUGGUGAGUAUGAGAAGAAAUUUAGGGUUUUGGAUGAUGAUUUGAAGAAGAAAGAGAACGAGCUUUAUGCGAUGAAGAAGGUGAAUGGUGAGUAUGAGGUGAAAGUUAGCGGUUUAAAUGCUGAGUUGGAAAAGAAACAAUGGGAGAUUGAAGCAAUGAGGAAGGCGAAUGAUGAAUAUGAGAUGAAAUCAAGGGUUUUAAAUGAUGAGUUGAGGAAGCAAGAAGAUGAGACUGAUGCGGUGAGGAAGGUGAAUGAUGAGUAUGAGAAAAAGUUUAGGGGUUUAACUUGUGAUUUGAAGAAGAAAGAGAACGAAAUUGAUGCGAUGAUGAAGGCGAAUGGUGAAUAUGAGGGGAAAGUUAGGUGUUUAAAUGACAAGCUGAAGAAGAAACAGAACGAGAUUGAUGCGAUGAAGAAGUCGAAUGAUGAGUAUGAGAAAAAGUUUAGGGGUUUAACUUGUGAUUUGAAGAAGAAAGAGAACGAGAUUGAUGCGAUGAUGAAGGCGAAUGGUGAAUAUGAGGGGAAAGUUAGGUGUUUAAAUGACAAGCUGAAGAAGAAACAGAACGAGAUUGAUGCGAUGAAGAAGUCGAAUGAUGAGUAUGAGGUGAAUGUUAGGGGCUUAAAUGAUGAGUUGGAGAAGAAACAAGAGGAGAUUGAAGCAGUGAGGAAGGCGAAUAGUGUGUAUGAGGGGAAAUUGAGCGGUUUAAAUGAUGAGUUGAAGACGAUAAAAAAGGUGAAUGGUGAGUAUGAGAGAAAGUUUAGGAUUUUAGAUGAUGAGUUGAAGAAGAAACAAUUUGAGAUUGAUGUGAAGAGGAAGGUGAAUGGUGAGUAUGAAGGGAAAUUUAGGUGUUUAAAUGAUGAGUUGAAGAAGAAACAGAACGGGAUUGAUGCGAUGAAGAAGUCGAAUGAUGAGUAUGAGGUGAAACUUAGGGGCUUAAAUGAUGAGUUUAAGAAGAAACAAAACGAGAUUGAUGUGAUCAGAAAGGUGAAUGAUGAGUAUGAGAUAAGAUUUAAGGGUUUAAACGAUGAGUUGAAGAAGCAAAAAAACGAGAUUGAUGCAAAGACGAAUCUGAUUGCAGAGUACGUGAUCAAAUUCAGUGUUUUAAGUCUUGACUUGAAGAAGCAAGAAAACGAGAUUAAUGAAACGAGGAAGGUGAAUAGCGAGUUUGAGAUGAAAUUUGAGGUUUUAAAUGAUGAGUUGAAGGAGAAACAAAAUAAGAUUGAUGCAACGAAGAAGGUGAAUGGUGAGUACGAAGAGAAAUUUAGGGGUUUAAAUGAAGAGUUGCAGAAGCAACAAAACGAGAUUGAUGCAAUGAGGAAGGUGAUUGUUGAGUACGAGAACAAAUUUAAGGUUUAUGAGAAACGACCUUCGGAAUUUGAUGCUCUGGUUUUCAGUUCAGAGAAUUUUGCUAUGAAAUCAUUGAUCGCUUCAAGGAACGAACAAAAAGACUGUGCUGGAAGCUAUAGAAUGCCACUGUUUAGUAAAAAGGACUCCAUGCAAAAAACAGAUCCCAAGUUGCAUGAGAUCAUUCAGAUUGAUGAUGAUGAUGAUGUCGAUGCUGAUCGAGAGCUGACGUACUCAACAAAUAAAAGAAGACGGGUUUCUGAUGAAACCAAAACCGAGCUGACGUACACAUCGCAGCUUUUUAACAAAUGCCAAUACAAAAGUGAUUCUUUCUUCCCUAAUUUAAGAAGUCAAGAACAAAGGUCUGAUGAUUAGACAUGAAACCCUGAAAUGUCUGUAAAUAGUUGUAUUUAACUAUGUUUUUUUAGGUUUUUGCAUCAUCAUGAAGGUAGAUCUGAUCUAACAAAUUAGUGUAGUUGGGAGUAUGAAACCAGCUUAUGGUUUAUAGGGUUGAUGUUAACUAUGUUUAUGAGCUGUAUUUAACUAUUUAUCCGUAAAGCUUUUAAAUUUAUCGAUGAUUUA